Molecule: messenger RNA, 2748 nt
Organism: Sphenostylis stenocarpa
Lineage: Eukaryota; Viridiplantae; Streptophyta; Magnoliopsida; Fabales; Fabaceae
Source: the annotation of a GenBank genome assembly
AUGCAUAACCAACACACACUCUUAGUCAGACUCCCCUCAUUGCCUUCUCAUUCUCUCACCACCAUCCUUCACCGCACAACAAAGACAAAGCUCAAUAGCACGAGAAGGAAACACACUCGCAGUUCCUCCUUCAGAAGAAGCAAUUGGGUUGCCCCCAAGGCAUUGACAAUGCAUUGCACUUCUCGCUUUGGCGGCGAUGACAACCACAACCACAACCACAACGGUGCCUCUUUCCGCAAAUCCAAGCUGAACGAGUCAACCUUCCUGUCUUCUCUGAUGCCCAAGACGGAGAUUGGCGCUGACCGUUUCCUCCAUGCUCACCCACACUAUGACGGGCGCGGUGUUCUCAUUGCUAUCUUCGAUUCUGGUGUAGACCCAGCUGCAGCUGGAUUACAGGUUACCUCAGAUGGGAAACCAAAAAUUAUUGAUAUUCUUGAUUGCACUGGGAGCGGAGACAUUGACACCUCGAAGGUGGUAAAGGCUGAUGCUCAUGGUUGUAUUUUGGGGGCUUCAGGGGCAUCUUUGGUCAUCAAUACCACAUGGAAAAAUCCCUCUGGUGACUGGCAUGUCGGUUAUAAAUUGGUUUAUGAGCUCUUUACUGAAAAAUUGACUUCUCGUUUAAAGAAAGAGAGAAAGAAAAAGUGGGAUGAGAAAAACCAGGAGGAAAUUGCAAAGGCAGUAAAACAGCUUACUGAUUUUGAUCAGGAACACAUGAAGGUGGAGGAAGUUAAACUUAAAAGGGUUCGUGAAGACCUCCAGAAUAGGCUUGAUCUUCUGAGGAAGCAAUCUGAGUUGUUUUCUUUCAUUCACUUCGGGUAUUGGUGCAUCACUUUCUUCAUGGGGGCAUCUAUAACGGGUUAUGAUGAUAAAGGGCCUGCCAUAGAUGCUGUUGUCUGGUAUGAUGGAGAGGUUUGGAGGGUGGCACUUGACACACAGAGUCUUGAGGAUGAUCCAGAUUGUGGGAAACUUGCUAACUUUGUACCCUUAACUAAUUAUAGGACUGAGAAGAAGUAUGGCAUUUUCAGCAGAUUAGAUGCUUGUACGUAUGUUGUGAAUGUCUAUAAUGAUGGAAAUGUCUUAAGUAUGGUCACAGAUUGCUCCCCUCAUGGCACCCAUGUUGCUGGUAUCGCAGCUGCAUUCCACCCAGAGGAACCUUUGUUAAAUGGAGUUGCUCCUGGAGCACAAUUAAUAUCUUGUAAAAUUGGGGACUCUCGCUUAGGUUCAUUGGAAACUGGAACUGGUCUGACUCGGGCACUGAUAUCUGCUGUGGAGGUGCAUAAAUGUGAUCUUAUCAAUAUGAGUUAUGGUGAGCCUACAUCACUGCCAGACUAUGGACGGUUCGUUGACCUUGUGAAUGAAGCAGUAAACAAGCAUCGACUGAUAUUUGUGAGCAGUGCUGGUAAUAGUGGACCAGCUUUGAGCACUGUCGGAGCACCUGGUGGGACAUCAUCAAAUAUUAUAGGUGUUGGGGCUUAUGUUUCUCCUGCUAUGGCUGCUGGUGCUCAUUGUGUUGUUGAAGCUCCUUCCGAUGGGCUUGAAUACACAUGGUCUAGCCGAGGACCAACAGCUGAUGGAGAUCUUGGUGUCUCUGUAAGUGCUCCUGGUUGUGCAGUUGCUCCUGUUCCUACGUGGACUCUUCAACGGCGUAUGCUCAUGAAUGGGACAUCAAUGGCAUCACCAUCAGCCUGUGGUGGAAUUGCAUUGCUCAUAAGUGCGAUGAAGGCUGAUGGAAUUCCUGUGAGUCCAUAUAGUGUGAGGAAGGCUCUUGAAAACACAUCUAUUCCCAUUGGUGGUUCACCUGAGGAUAAGUUGUCCACUGGGCAAGGACUUAUGCAACAGUCUCAAAAUGUUCCAAGUGUUUGGUACCAGAUAAUGGUAAAGAAAUCUGGAAAAACCAGUGAGUUUACAUUCUCCCGGACAUUUUACCUCCUCUCUUUGAGAAACAAGAUGCAGGAAAUUGAUCCUUGGUCACGGGGCAUCUACUUGCGGGAGGCUAAGGAUUGCCAGCAACCUAUGGAGUGGACUGUGCAAGUUGAUCCAAAAUUUCAUGAAGAUGCCAACAAGCUUGACGAAUUGGCUGUGUUUGAGGAGUUCAUUGAAUUACACUCAUCAGAUGAGACAAUUGUGAAAGCCCCUGAAUAUCUACUGCUCACUCAUAAUGGCCGCACCUUCAACAUAAUUGUGGAUCCUACCAAUUUAAAUGGUGGUCUGCAUUAUUUUGAGGUUUAUGGUAUUGACUACAAAGCACCAUGGCGUGGUCCUAUUUUCAGAGUUCCAAUUACUGUAACCAAGCCCAUGGCUGUAACUGACAGACCUCCUCUAGUUUCAUUUUCAAAUAUGCUAUUCCUGCCAGGCCAAGUAGAGAGGAAGUACAUAGAAGUGCCAAAUGGUGCAUCUUGGAUUGAAGCAACCAUGAAUGCAUCAAGUUUUGAUACGAUAUGUCCAUUGCGAAGACCUUUUGCGCGGAGGAAUGUGAUAACUUUUUCUUUCCCGGCUGCCAAAAGCUUCACCUUUAGGGUAGUAGGUGGUCAGACAUUGGAACUAGUGAUAGCUCAAUUUUGGUCAAGUGGCAUUGGCAGUCAUGAGACCACCAGGGUGGAUAUUGAGGUUAUGUUUCAUGGUAUAAAAGUCAAUCAAGAGGAAAUUGUACUGGAUGGGAGUGAAGCACCAAUCAGAAUUGAUGCUGAGGCGCUACUGGCAUCUGAGAAACUUGCACCUGUAGGAAUUCUAAAUAAGGUUAUCUUGUAA